GGGGAAUGUCAUUGGAUACCCCUCAAGUUUUUAUCCCAGCCAUUCCUUCUCAAACCCAUCUCCACAUUCUCUAUUACAAAUUCUUGUUGCUCUUUCAGGAAAAGGAUGUUUCUGCAGAAAUAGGACCAGAUUCCUCUGAGGCAGAGAGGACUUCGUUGGACACCAGAGAGAGGCCGCUGGGUGAAAGAAGGAUGCCGGCAAGACCUCCUCCUGCAUCUCUUCAUCCUGGUGGAGGAGAAGCAGCGGCUGAGGAACCGGAUCAGAGCUCAGUUUCUUUUGAAGAUGUCGCUGUUCGUUUCACGGCUGAGGAGCGGGCGUUGCUGGAUCCUGCCCAGAGAGCUCUGCAUAAGGAAGUCAUGGAGGAGACUUGGAGGACCAUGAUCUCUCUGGAUGGUGAUGAAUUAGAAAUUAAGAACAAGGGACAACACGACAAAAUCCUCACAGUGGAGAAGCCAUAUCAAGAUUUGGAGUGUGGGGAGAACUUCAGUCAGAGCUCCCAUGCCACUUCCCAUCAAAGAAAUCCUAUGGGGAAGAAACCCUUUCAGUGUUCGCAAUGUGGAAAGAGCUUCAAUCACAGCUCACAUUUCAAAGACCAUCAAAGAAUUCAUUCCGGGGAGAAACCAUAUAAGUGCUUGAAGUGUGGGAAGUCUUUUCCUACAAGCAAAUGCUUCCGUCGACAUCAGAGUAUUCACAGCGGAGAGAAACCAUAUCAGUGCAUGGAAUGUGGAAAGAGCUUCUCCAGGAAAGAUAGUCUCACUUCCCAUCAAAGAAUUCAUACAGGGGAGAAACCAUUUCAGUGCUUGGAAUGCACAAAGUGCUUUACUACACAAAAAUUAUUUCAUCAACAUCAGAGAAUUCACACUGGGGAGAAACCAUUUCAAUGCCAAGAGUGUGGAAAGAGCUUCAGAUGGAGAGCCUAUUUCACUUCCCAUCAAAGAAUUCAUACAGGGGAGAAACCAUUUCAGUGUCUGGAAUGUGGGAAGAACUUCAAUCGGAGCUCAUGUCUCACUUCCCAUCAAAGAAUUCAUACAGGGGAGAAACCAUAUAAGUGCUUGGACUGUGGGGAGUCUUUUCCUACAAGCAAAUACUUCCGUCGACAUCAGAGUAUUCACAGCGGAGAGAAACCGUACCAGUGCAUGGAAUGUGGAAAGACUUUCUUCAGGAAAGAUAGUCUCACUUCUCACCUCAGAAUUCAUACAGGGGAGAAGCCGUAUCAGUGCCUGGAAUGUGAGAAGUGCUUUACUACAAGAAGAGACUUGCAACAACAUAAGAGAAUUCACACUGGGGAGAAACCAUAUCAGUGCUUGGAGUGUGGGAAGAGCUUCAGUCAGAGGGCCAAUCUUAUGUCCCAUCAAAGGGUUCAUACGGGGGAGAAACCAUAUCAGUGCGUGGAAUGUGGGAAGAGCUUCAGUCGGAGCUCAAGUCUCACUUCCCAUACUAGAAUUCACAGUGGGGAGAAAGCAUAUCAGUGCUUGGAAUGCAAGAAGAGGUUUACUACAAGCACACACUUCCGUCGACAUCAGAAAAUUCACACUGGGGAGAAACCAUUUCAAUGCCAAGAGUGUGGAAAGAGCUUCAGUCGCAGGUCUCAUCUCACUUUCCACCAAAGAAUUCAUACAAAGGAGAAUCCCGAAUAGUGCUUGGAAUGUGGAAAGAGCUUCACCUGGAAUAAAUAUUUCACGUCCCAUGAAGCAUCUGGUGGGGGCUGGGGCCAUUUCAUCCAUCUCAAGGCCUCCACCUGCACUCUCAAAGCAUCCCCACCCACCCAGUUUGUAUGUGACUAGAGGUGGGUGUGACCUCACCUGCCCAGGUAACAAAGAGCAGGACUGGUCAGCCACCUCUCUCUCUCUCUCUCUCUGACUACUUUCAUCAAAGAAGCAACAUCUGCUCAGCCUAAGAUGCCCUCUUGGCUUGCAGCCAAGAUAGGACAAAGGGACUGUCUCCUUA
Molecule: messenger RNA, 1947 nt
Organism: Podarcis raffonei (Aeolian wall lizard)
Lineage: Eukaryota; Metazoa; Chordata; Lepidosauria; Squamata; Lacertidae
Product: zinc finger protein OZF-like
Exons: 4
Coding region: 6-1637 (543 amino acids)
Biological process (GO): regulation of transcription by RNA polymerase II
Molecular function (GO): DNA-binding transcription factor activity; RNA polymerase II cis-regulatory region sequence-specific DNA binding
Source: RefSeq, a predicted model, not a curated record